UCUCACAUGUGACAACAAAUGGACCACCAAAAGUUAAAUUUGUAAAUAAAUCUCCCUAAAUUUGCCUUAAAUUAAUCGAAAAAAGUGAAAAAUGGGUGUUCAUAAAUUGGAUUUCUACAUUAACAAAACUGCUCCUGCGGGAAUUAAGAAAGAAAUUUCCAUCAAAGAGGAAAUUGUUGAUUAUUGCUUGACUUGUGACAAGGAACCCUUAAUUGUCGUUGAUUUGACGUACUUUCUCUGUGGCGGCCCGAGUCUUUCUCGCGAGGAGCAACUUUGCGGAGGUCGAGCUAAUCGUUUUCUGCACAACGUCAAGUCAUUCUUCGUCGGUUUGCGUAAUUUGGGUGCUCGUUUGGCUUUUUUCGCGAAUGCCUACACCAAAGAUGAGGAUUUCGAGCAAUGGAUUGAAAAAGCCGAGGCACGUUAUCAAAAGGAAAUUGCUGUUUUGGAAUAUUUUUAUCAUGGCGCUACGUUGGAAGAUGUCACAAAGUUUUGUUUAAGCAACAAAAUUUACGUUUCCCUGCAAAAAGUGACGAAUCAAGCAGUUUUCGAGAUCGCUCGUGACCAAGGACGCAUUUUCAAGAUGCAUAAUCUGCCGCAAGCUGUUGCCACGUACGCGAAUGUCAACAAAGCCUUUGCCGUACUUGGAAAUAACUCGGAUUACAACAUUUACGGCGGCGAAUGGCGCUACUGGAAUGCCGGGAGACUAUUUAUGCGCGAUAUGAACGUGGUGCAAGUCGAAAAACGUCUCUUGCGAGAACAUUUGGGCUUGACCGAGGACCAAAUGCCGAUUUUUGCAACGAUGAUGGGCAAUCACAUCAUUCCAGAGGAAGCGGUGAAGGAAUUUCACGAGAUAAUUCAGUCGGAAGUGCUUGUGGAGAAAAUUGCGAGCAUCAUAAGUCAAAGUACGGAUGCUGUUCCAACGGGAGAUGACACAAAAAUCAUGAUGUCACUCGCUUUUGAGGAUGAUUUUGAUCAGGAUUUGAUCCGGAAGAGCUUGAAACAUUACAAAACGCUUCCAACGUUUGAAGUACCAAAAGUCAGCGACAACAAGCUCAUUAACCAACUUUAUUACGAAAGCGAUCUCUUCAGCUACCAAGUUUUGAAUGAAAAGGUCCUUUACACCUCAUUGCAGUUUGUGGACUUGCGAAAAACGGACAUCCCAUUGUAUUCGGAGCUUGCAUUGACCCUCCGGCGCAAAUGUGUGGGCAUUUUGGUCAAAAACAAGCCAGGAGGGAAGCAUCAACAAACGUUCGUCAUCAAAACAGAGCACGAAGAGCCCUUUUCCAUGGUCAAAUUGGACCCGAUCUUCCCCGAAUGUCUUGUUCCGUCAUUAAAGGACCUUUUCAUGCCGCUAAUCCUCAAAACGGCAUCUUUGGAGUACAAAAUGCAACGUUAUGACCUCUUAAAGUUCGUAAUUUCAGAAAAAUUGACUCAACCAACGAUUGAUUCGAUCCCAAAACAGUAUCUCGCAACUGCCGUAACCAUUUUCUACAUGUUCGAGAACAAAUGUUUGACCGUUGAUGAGGCCGAUAUCUUCACCCUUUCCACGUACGCAGCUGUCAUGAAGAAGAUUCCCACGAAACUGGCGCCGCCCGAAACGUUGAAUCAUCGUGCUUUUCGUCUGACUUUCAUGUUUUUGCGGCUUUCGGAGCACAUUAAGCGCGCUUUUGUCAUUUGUGGGCUCUCGCAAUUGGUGGAUGAGACUUGCUUCGACGGAUUUCACUUCCAUGCGACUUACGAAAAGUUCAUGCAACAAGAUUUCAAGCAAAAGGAGAAGAUGAUGUCGAAUACCGCGUCAUAUGUGCAGCUUUAUCGCACAUUAAAUGACUUGCCGACAAUUGGGGGACUGAAAAAAGAAAAGUCCAGCGAGAGAAAAAUUUAAAAUUGACAAAAAAUUAUGCGUUAAGGUAAAAGUUUGAAACUUCUGACAGUAAAAAAGUACAAAAAGUACUUCAAAAAAGUAAUAAUAACGAAAAUUAA
This is a messenger RNA of Culicoides brevitarsis, 1980 nucleotides long. RefSeq lists its product as uncharacterized. Lineage: Eukaryota; Metazoa; Arthropoda; Insecta; Diptera; Ceratopogonidae. The record is from RefSeq and is a predicted model, not a curated record. Bases 92 to 1882 code for a protein of 596 amino acids. Gene Ontology annotation, cellular component: nucleus. The transcript is spliced from 5 exons.